This is a messenger RNA of Hevea brasiliensis (rubber tree), 585 nucleotides long. RefSeq names its product aquaporin TIP1-2-like. The transcript has 2 exons. Gene Ontology annotation, biological process: water transport; transmembrane transport. The record is from RefSeq and is a predicted model, not a curated record. Gene Ontology annotation, molecular function: water channel activity. The coding region runs from base 1 to 585 and encodes 194 amino acids. Gene Ontology annotation, cellular component: plant-type vacuole membrane. Lineage: Eukaryota; Viridiplantae; Streptophyta; Magnoliopsida; Malpighiales; Euphorbiaceae.
AUGGCCUUUAGCGGACUUACGGACAAUGCGUCCAACACACCUGCCGGCAUUAUCAUGGCCUCAUUGGCACAUGCAUUUGGCCUUUUUGUCGGGGUUUCUACCGCUUUCAACAUCUCCGGCGGCCAUGUCAACCCCGCCGUUACCUUUGGUGCCUUCCUUGGUGGCAGUAUCUCUCUCAUUUGUGGCAUUCUUUAUUGGAUCGGUCAGCUCCUUGGCUCCACUGUGGCCUGCCUGGUACUUAAGUUCUCUACUCAUGGCAUGUUCAGAAACAUGGCAAAUUUAUGCAGACAGCAUCGGCAUUUUCUUUGUCUGUCAGGGGUGAAUGUGUGGAAUGCACUUGUAUUCGAGAUUGUACUGACGUUUGACUUAGUUUACACAGUAUAUGCAACAGCUCUUGAUCCUAAAAAGGGUGAGGUGGGGAUUAUUGCACUUUUGGCAAUUGGUUUCGUUGUUGGAGCUAACAUUUUAGCUGGGGGAGCAUUUGAAGGAGCAUCCAUGAAUCCUGCAGUGUCUUUUGGACCUGCUUUGGUGAGCUGGGACUGGACCAACCAUUGGGUUUACGGGAUUUUUACCAAAAAGGAGUAA